Molecule: messenger RNA, 1083 nt
Organism: Debaryomyces fabryi
Lineage: Eukaryota; Fungi; Ascomycota; Pichiomycetes; Serinales; Debaryomycetaceae
Product: ubiquitin domain-containing protein DSK2
Exons: 1
Coding region: 1-1083 (360 amino acids)
Biological process (GO): ubiquitin-dependent protein catabolic process
Cellular component (GO): cytosol
Molecular function (GO): polyubiquitin modification-dependent protein binding
Source: RefSeq, a predicted model, not a curated record
AUGUCUGAUACAAUUUCAAUAACUAUUAAGUCUUCAGGAGACACUAAGUAUGAAGUUACAGUAUCACCAACAAUAACCGUUCUCGAAUUGAAGAAUGAAAUUGCAGAUAAGUCAUCCGUUCCGGCAGAUCGCCAGAGAUUGAUUUACUCAGGAAAAGUUUUGAAAGAUACAGAGACAGUUGCUUCGUACAAGGUGCAAAGUGGACAUACGAUCCAUCUUGUCAAAAGCGCCGGCCCUAAAACAAAUGAUACAGAUAACAGAGGAGCCGCCUCCACAAACACUACUAGAACCGAGACCGAAUCGACCGGUAAUAACAGUGGCGUUCCAUCAAAUAUUGCAGCAGGCCAAGGUUCAUUUAAUCCUUUAGCAGAUUUAACUGGUGCACGUUAUGCUGGGUACACUCAAUUGCCUUCAGCAUCAAUGUUUGGUCCUGAUGGAGGCAUGAAUUCCGCCAUGCCAGAUCCAGACCAGAUGUCGGAAAUGAUGUCCAAUCCUAUGUUCCAAGAAAGCAUGAAUUCAAUGUUGUCAAAUCCUCAAAUGUUAGAUUAUAUGAUAAAUCAAUCUCCUCAAUUGAGAGCUAUGGGUCCACAGGCGAGAGAAAUGUUACAAAGUCCGCUUUUUAGGCAAAUGAUGUCGAACCCGGAAAUGAUGAGAUCUAUGAUGCAAAUGGGCAGAGGAGGAGCAGGCGGUUUCCCAAGCUUUGGUGGUCAAGAGGGAGCCGGCGCUUUCCCUGCACCAGGUGCCAACCCAACGGUUGAUUCUAACGACAAUACUAAUUCUAACGUUAAUACCACUGGUUCUACCAACGAUAAUGCCAAUGCUAGUGGAAAUGCCCCUGCUAAUCCAUUCGCUUCUAUGUUUCCGGGAGGGAUGCCCCCAAUGGACCCAUUCUCUUUACUAGGUGGAGCUGGUGCAGGUCAAACUGCUCCGCAAGAUAACCGUCCACCUGAAGAGAGAUACGAAGAACAAUUAAGGCAAUUAAACGAUAUGGGUUUUUUUGACUUUGAUAGAAAUGUUGCUGCUUUGAGAAGAAGUGGAGGUAGUGUUCAAGGUGCUGUUGAAUAUCUUUUGUCUAGUAUUUAG